This is a messenger RNA of Dipodomys ordii (Ord's kangaroo rat), 3569 nucleotides long. RefSeq names its product SAFB-like, transcription modulator (gene Sltm). The transcript is spliced from 17 exons. Gene Ontology annotation, molecular function: RNA binding; sequence-specific DNA binding. The record is from RefSeq and is a predicted model, not a curated record. Gene Ontology annotation, biological process: regulation of transcription by RNA polymerase II; regulation of mRNA processing. Lineage: Eukaryota; Metazoa; Chordata; Mammalia; Rodentia; Heteromyidae. Bases 162 to 2672 code for a protein of 836 amino acids. Gene Ontology annotation, cellular component: nucleus.
UCAUUGUGCGCAGCGUUGCGCGGCGCCGCCGGCCGCCCGGGUCUAAGGGUGGAAGUUGGCGCUGCUACCGCCGCCGCCGCCGCCGCCGCCGCCGCUGUCGCUCCACCGCCGCCGCCCUGCAGCCCCAGCGGCUGGCCUCGGUAGCGCGCCGCUCUCCUAAGAUGGCUGCCGCGAGCGGUGCCGUGGCAGCUUCGGCUGCCUCAGCGCAGGCGGAAGGGAAAAAGAUCACCGAUCUGCGCGUCAUCGAUCUGAGGUCCGAGUUGAAGCGACGGAACUUAGACUUCACCGGGGUGAAGACGGUGUUGGUCUCCCGACUCAAGCAGGCUAUUGAAGAGGAAGGAGGCGAUCCAGAUAAUAUUGAAUUAACUGUUUCAACUGAUACUCCAAACAAGAAACCAACCAAAGGCAAAGGUAAAAAACAAGAAGCAGAUGAGUUGAGUGGAGAUGCUUCUGUGGAAGAUGAUGCUUUUGUCAAGGACUGUGAGUUGGAGAAUCCAGAGGCACAUGAACAAGAUGGGAAUGAUGAACUAAAGGACUCUGAAGAAUUUGGUGAAAAUGAAGAGGAAAAUAUGCAUUGCAAGGAGUUGAUUCCUGCAGAGGAGUACAAGGAAGCUCAUGAAUUAAUAGAGGCAGAACCUGUAGAAGAUAGAGAAAAAGAGGACAUCGAAAGUCAGGAAAUUGAAGCCCAAGAAGGUGAAGAUGAUACCUUUCUUACAGCCCAAGAUGGUGAGGAAGAAGAGAGUGAGAAAGAAGGGAACCUAGCUGAGGCUGAUCACACAGCUCAUGAAGAGAUGGAAGCUAAUGCGACUGUGAAAGAAGCUGAGGAUGACAACAUCUCGGUCACAAUCCAGGCUGAAGAUGCCAUCACUCUGGAUUUUGAUGGUGAUGACCUCCUAGAAACAGGUAAAAAUGUGAAAAUUACAGAUUCUGAAGCAAGUAAGCCAAAAGAUGGGCAGGACGUCAUUGCACAGAGCCCGGAGAAGGAAACCAAGGAUUAUGAGAUGAAUGCGAACCAUAAAGAUGGUAAGAAGGAAGACUGCGUGAAGGGUGAUCCUGUCGAGAAGGAAGCCAGAGAAAGUUCUAAGAAAGCAGAAUCUGGAGACAAAGAAAAGGAUACUUUGAAGAAAGGGCCCUCGUCUACUGGGGCCUCUGGUCAAGCAAAGAGCGCUUCAAAGGAAUCUAAAGACAGCAAGACAUCCUCUAAAGAUGACAAAGGAAGUACAAGUAGUACUAGUGGUAGCAGUGGAAGCUCAACUAAAAAUCUCUGGGUUAGUGGACUUUCUUCUAAUACCAAAGCUGCUGAUUUGAAGAACCUCUUUGGCAAAUAUGGAAAGGUCUUAAGUGCAAAGGUGGUUACAAACGCUCGCAGCCCUGGGGCAAAGUGCUAUGGCAUUGUGACAAUGUCCUCCAGCACAGAGGUGUCCAGGUGUAUUGCGCAUCUGCAUCGCACUGAGCUGCAUGGACAGCUGAUUUCUGUGGAAAAAUUUGGUAGACGAAGCGAGAUUGCAGAAAGAGAGCGGCGAGAGCGAGAACACAUUAGAAUAAUUCGUGAACGGGAAGAACGGGAGCGCUUACAGAGAGAGAGAGAGCGCCUAGAAAUUGAAAGGCAAAAACUAGAGAGAGAGAGAAUGGAACGCGAACGCUUGGAAAGGGAACGCAUUCGUAUUGAACAGGAACGUCGCAAGGAAGCUGAACGGAUUGCCCGGGAACGAGAGGAACUCCGCAGGCAGCAGCAGCAGCUUCGUUAUGAACAAGAGAAGAGGAAUUCCUUGAAACGCCCACGUGACGUAGACCAUAGGCGAGAUGAUCCUUACUGGAGCGAGAAUAAAAAGUUGUCUCUAGAUACAGAUGCACGAUUCAGCCAUGGAUCAGACUAUUCUCGCCAACAAAACAGAUUUAAUGACUUUGAUCACCGGGAGAGGAGCAGGUUUCCUGAGAGCUCAGCGGUUCAGUCUUCCUCUUUUGAAAGACGGGAACGCUUUGUGGGUCAAAGUGAAGGGAAGAAAGCGCGACCAAUUACGCGAAGAGAAGACCCAAGCUUUGAAAGGUAUCCCAAAAGCUUCAGUGAUUCCCGAAGAAAUGAGCCUCCACCACCCAGAAAUGAACUUCGAGAAACGGACAGACGGGAGGUGCGUGGGGAACGAGAUGAGCGGAGAACCGUGAUGAUCCAUGACCGGCCUGACCUUGCGCACCCCAGACACCCUCGAGAAGCUGGGCCCAACCCUUCCCGGCCCAGCUCCUGGAAGAACGAAGGAAGCAUGUCUGCAGACAAGCGGGAAUCCAGAGUGGACAGGCCAGAGCGAUCAGGGAGAGAAGUAUCAGGACACAGCGUGCGAGGCGCUCCCCCUGGGAGCCGCAGCAAUGCUUCGGGCUAUGGAAGCCGAGAAGGAGACAGAGGUGUCAUCUCCGAACGAGGAGCCCAGCACUAUCCCGAAGAACGACAUGUUGUCGACCGCCAUGGACGGGACACAAGUGGACCAAGGAAAGAGUGGCACGGUCCUCCUUCUCAAGGGCCUAGCUACCAUGAUGCAAGGCGAAUGAGUGAUGGUCGGGCUGGAGCAGGAAUGAUCUCCCAGCAUUCAAGAAUUGUACAAAUCAGUGGUAAUUCCCUGCCAAGAGGAAGUGGCUCUGGAUUUAAGCCAUUUAAGAGUGGACCUCCACGGAGAUUUUGAAAAUGAGCUACUCUGCCGUGAUUUCGAGAUAAUUUAUUGAAGCUUCACUUGACUACUUACGAAGAGGACCUCUGACCGCUCAAGAAUUCUGUCCACCUUCCUUUUUUUUUUUUUUCUUUUAUAAAAAUUUAACAUGAUUGCUUUUCUCUAUUUAGAGAUGAUGUUUGCAUAGUUCUGUUGUAACUUUUCAUAGUUUUGUGUACCAUUCGACUUUUUUUUUUUCCCUGCAGCACCAACAACACAUUUGGCAAGAUGGAAGGAAAGCAUCUGAGUAGUUUGCAGCCUUAGGUCUGUGGUGUCAGGCUCUAGAGUUUUUCAUCAUCAAGCAUUUUAGCCUUCGUUUUAAAGGCUGGCGAAGCUGAAGAAGUCUGCCAUGUAAAUCUUAGAUUGUUUCUGCAUUUGAGUAUUAUGUAACCUAUUUUUGCAGAAGGUACUGUUACAUUAAGUACAUCUGUGUAUCCUGUUUCAAAGAAAAUGUAACCUUUUUUGAAAUAAACCUUCCUAUUCUGUAUAGUUGCUAAGGUGUUGAGAAGCUUUUUAAUUGUAAAUUGAGACCAAUUUUCAGAUUUAGGGUAGCAGCACAUUUUGUCAGGCUUGCAUGGUAUGAAACCAAAUAGAUGAAUGAAAUCUUGGCCCUGAGCUUUGUAUCGCGAGGUUUUAUUUUUUAGACUGAGAUGUGCAGGUAAGUGCACUUUUCAGCUAAUCUGCACUGUUUGAUGGAUGAAUUCCAUCUCUGGGAAUUGUGUGGGUAUUAAGGUUUCCAUAUUCCCAACUAUGUUGAGAAGUGGAAAACAAACCAACCCAGAUUCUAGAUUGGUGAAUCAGUUGGGUUUUGUAAAAACUUGUAUGUGGAAAGACAUUGUUGUCUUUUUGUGAAAAUAAAGGUCCACACCUCAA